GAACCGUGGCUGCACAUCCCAACGUUGCUCACCGAGCAGAGAACAGACAAGAGGCUCAAUGAAAUUCAUCUUACUGUGUGUGUGGUUGUCCAGUCUGCUGGAUCUGUGCUCUCUGUCACCAAGCUCCCACCAUGACAGUGACAAGAACUGCAACAACAACGUGUGCAACAAGAAUGCCACCUGCAAAAUGAUGGGUGGGAAACUCGGAUGCUACUGUAAUUCAGGCUUCACAGGAGACGGAGUGCGUCACUGCGAAGAUGACGAUGAGUGCCAGAACGCAACUUUGACAUGUGGACAGAAUGCAACCUGCACUAACACUUAUGGGAGUUAUUACUGCACGUGCGUGGAAGGCUACGAGUCCUCAGAACAUAAGAAAAAGUUUACUCCAAAUGAUGGCACCACGUGCCAAGAGAUUCCAGAGACGCCCUGCCAUUUAAAUAAUGAAUGUCUUUCUGGAAGGAUUAAUGAUACCUUGCAUCAGCUUGUCUGUUCCAUCGUAGCUGGACUGCUGCAUUACUUUUUCCUGGCGGCCUUUGCUUGGAUGUGCAUCGAGGGCAUUCACCUUUAUCUGAUCGUGGUUGGAGUGAUUUACAACAAAGGGUUUCUGCACAGAAAUUUCUACAUCUUCGGAUACGGUAGCCCUUUCGUUGUCGUGGGAAUCUCAGCAAUUCUUGGCUACAAGUACUAUGGCACCGAUAAAGUUUGCUGGCUCAGCACAGAAAACAACUUUAUAUGGAGUUUCAUUGGCCCAGCGUGUUUAAUCAUUUUGGUUAAUCUGCUGGCAUUUGGAGUCAUUAUCUACAAAGUAUUCCGACACACUUCCAUGUUGAAACCAGAAGUGAGCUGCUAUGAAAAUAUUAGAUCAUGUGCCCGUGGUGCCAUGGCAUUGCUCUUCCUCCUUGGAGCCACCUGGACCUUCGGUGUUUUGCACAUUAUCAAGGGAUCCAUGGUGACGGCGUAUCUGUUCACUAUCUCUAAUGUAUUCCAAGGGAUGUUCAUCUUUGUAUUUCUCUGCAUCCUAUCAAAGAAAAUCCAGAAAGAGUACUACAGAUUAUUUAAAAAUGUGCCCUGUUGCUUUGGGUGCCUGAGAUGAGGUGGAUUGAAGAUGAAAGACGAAGAUGAAAUGGAAGAAGACAAAGAGAAGAAGGGAUGCAUUUCAGAAGAGCCACAAGCAGUGUUGAUUUGUUAAGAGAUUAUAAUUUAUUUAAAGCUUUAAAUUGGGUAUUAGAUGGGAUGGAGGGGGCACUGUGUGCAGUAUUCCAUGGAAUCUUUACAACUCAACAUGUCUCCAAAUGUACUUGUUUCAUCCUGUAGCUUUGAAAUCUGUUUACAUAGCUUAGAUUGUUUGUGGAAACAGCAAAGGAAAGCUGUGAGCCUUCCUGUGAUGUUCCUCACUUACCGGAGAUUUUUAAACAAUUACACCAUCAAAACAACCAGUCAACAGUGUAGAGGAAUGUCAUCUUAAAUGCACAAAGCUACAUCCACCAGGACAGACAAUUAUAACCUUUAAGUUUACAUUUUAAUACUUGCAGUAAAACGAUUCCUCUUGUAAUGAAAAAGCAGUCAAUUGCCUGUUGCUCGCUGUGGCCACUGGGGAAGGGAAAUCUCUGAAGUUCACAGUUUUUUGAGAGUGUGACCUGAUAAUUAUGGAAUAAAAUCAGACCUUCUCCCCGCUUUCAUUAAAUGAGGGUUUUCUUCCCCUUCUCUCUCCAACCUAGCGCAGUUCUUCUUAUCAAAAAAAAUGGAGAGGAAAUGAAUCAUCUCUUGGUGAAUAAUAGAAUUAAUACAAAGGAAGGGUGAAUGCGGAGAAGGAUGCAUAAAAACUGGUUUCAUCAUAGCCCAGAGGAAUGCCACUCAGCCCAUCAUUAGAUGUGCAGCCCCUUUCUAUCAGGCUGGCAGGUACAGGCUAACACAUUCUUCAUUGCAUCAAGUAGUUUGGUAUCCUAAAGCAACCUGCACUGGAUCCCUGUCUGGUAUUAUCUACAGGGCACUACAUAGCCUUAUUGUGAGAUUAGUCUCGCCAGCACAGUGGGUACUUCUUCAUAAGAAUGUUGCAGCGAUUCAAGAAGGUAGCUGAUCCCUAACUCCAAUACUCUGGACUUAAUAUUGAGUUCAACACCUUCAGAUUGUGAACUCACUCCCACUUCUUCCCUUUCUUUAAGCUUUACUUGUUACAUUCUCUAUCAUCAUAUCCUCUCUCCCCUCCACCCACGUCACUGUGACUGUCUGUUCUUUCCAGUCUGGCAGUUAGACACACCAACGUUCUGUCAUUCUCACAUUCCGAUCUGCAAUAUCAACACCCUUUCUCCCCCAGCCCUCCACCCCUCAAUCCCCCACUUCAUGUCAGCUCUGAUGAAGAGUCAUCUAGACUUGAAACGGUAGCUUCCUCCCUUUCCAUGCAUGCUGCCUGACCGACUGUGAUCUCCAGCAUUUGUUGUUUUCAGGACAGUAAAUGAUAGUCCUACUGAAAUGCCUAUAUCCCCCAAACUACCAAUAAUAUUGACUUGCCUGUCACACUAUCAGCUCAUCUCACUUUUGUUUUCUAUGGGAUAUGGGUAUCAUUGGAAAGGUGCAUCAUUGGUUGCCCAUUCCUAAUGGACCUGAACUGGGCAAUUUAAGGAUCUACUAUAUUUCUGUGAAUUUAGAGUCACAUGUAGGGUAGACCAGGUAAGAAUGGCACAUUCCAGUAAUUCAGUAAUUCACAGUGGUUUAAUGGAAACAAUCAUUCAAUUUUGUUCAUUAAAUUUAAAUUCCACCAGUUCCCUGGUGGGAUUUGAACCCUUGUCAUCAGAGCAUUGGCCUGACACUCUAGAUUAUCAGCCCAGUGAAAUUGCUACUUCAUCACUAUCUCCCAAUCUGAUUAUGAACUACAGCUGACAGUGAUGGAGCAAUGAACCAUUAGCCUUCAUGCCUUCCCCUCCAAGUUAGUGAACUCUGCAGAAAUCUUGUGGAAAAAUGUCCAACAAAAAACAAAAAAUGUUUCAGAUUUACUAUGGUCUCUGGUCUUUCAUGAGAAAUAGGGAUAAACACAGCUAAAGUAUGAGACAGAUUUUAGAUGCUUGAUUGAUGCAAAGUGUUGACCAUGAUAAAUUUUGCAAUUUCAUGACAAUCAUUUCAUUGGCAAAUGUGAAGGGCCAUUCAAUACUGGCAACCUUCCAGCUAUGAGAUAGGAAUCUGUCUAAGCAACAGCCCUUUAGAACUGAGAUGAGGAAGAUAUUGAAUCUGUUGAAACUAUUGUCACAGAAAUCUGUGGAGGCCAAUUCAUUGAGUGUCUUUAAGACAGAGAUCGAUAGGUUCUUGAUUAUGAAGAUCAAGGGUUACAGGGAGAAGGCAGAAGAGUGAGGCUGAGAAACAUGCCAACCAUGAUCAAAUGGUGGAGCAAACUUGAUGGGCCAAAUGGCCCAAUUCUUCUCCUAUAUCUUACGGCCUUAAUGUUUGGUCAACAUUGUUUGAGGGACAAGGUCUCGAGUGCAACCCAUUUCUCUUAAGGUGUCAUAAAACAAAUUAAUUUCUGCCUGCAUAAGCAAAUGAAGCCUCAGUCUCUACCAAAGGAUAUUAGGAAAAUCUUUCCUGCUGUCAGGUGUAGGACCAGACUACAGCAUUAACUUUGCACCCUCUAUCCAGCAAUUCAAAAGCCAGUUGUGUUUCUAACUGAGCCAAGUUGGAAUGCAGCAAUAAGUUGAUAAUGUUACAAUAUGGGCCCAUUUGUGUUACCCAUUGUGGAGUCAACUAGUCCAUUGUGCAUGACAAUCAGAAUACUAUAGCUGGAUGCUUCAAUCUGUUUCUUUAAUAUAAUUCCCAGUGAAUUUUAAUUAAAGAUGUAAUCCAUUUCAAGACAUGUUUUGAUAUUCAUAAUCAAAUAAAAAUUUCAUAACUUUAA
This is a messenger RNA of Rhincodon typus (whale shark), 3880 nucleotides long. RefSeq names its product adhesion G protein-coupled receptor L4 (gene adgrl4). Bases 59 to 1093 code for a protein of 344 amino acids. Gene Ontology annotation, cellular component: membrane. The transcript has 9 exons. Gene Ontology annotation, molecular function: calcium ion binding; G protein-coupled receptor activity. Gene Ontology annotation, biological process: adenylate cyclase-activating G protein-coupled receptor signaling pathway; cell surface receptor signaling pathway. Lineage: Eukaryota; Metazoa; Chordata; Chondrichthyes; Orectolobiformes; Rhincodontidae. The record is from RefSeq and is a predicted model, not a curated record.